AUGUGUCUGGAGCUGCCUCAGCUCUUGCUGGCCUCAGCAAGCCCCAACAAGGCAGUGGAGUUCAUGCACCAAGUGCCCAGCCUCAUGGGGCAGCAGUGCCUGGGCAACGCAUGGGGCUGGGCAGGAGGCGGUGGUGGCAGCCUAAUGGACUUGCACAAGUUGCUGGUAGCGGCGGCCCAAGUAAUAAUAAAUCCAUUGAUCUUACAGCCCAAGAAACAUGAAGAAGAAGAGGGUACUACAGACACUGCUACUUCAUCAUCCAAUAAUAAUGAAAAGGAUAGUGGAGUGGGCCCCACAGAUGAGAGCCAACACAAUGAUGAGAGCUCAGAGCAAGAAAUUCCUAUUGAGGAGCAGAAGAAGGAAGCCCAACAGGAACUUGGACAGACUCCAGACACUUUGGACAGCACUGAAAUUCAGUGGAACCAGAGCCUAAUGCCCGGGGAAUAUAUGAAAACUGAUUUUGUUGUUAACCAGGAAGAGGACUGUGAAAGGUUUCACCAGCUAUUGGAGCUCAAGUGUAAGAUCCAAAAUCCUGGAGAGUAUGAUUUAUAUUAUUCAAGCAGUGCCAUAGAAUAUAAUCGAAAACAGAAAGCUGGGGUUGAGCAUGAACUGCAGCUGCUCAAUGAGGAAUUGAGGAACACUGAAUGUGAAUGUCAGAACAUUAUGCAGGCCCAUCAGCUUCAAAAAAUAAGAGAUCAGUAUAAGUAUAUUUGCACACUGCAUAAUAGUACAUUCAGGAACUUUAACACCAUUACAGAUCUUCAAGGAGGAAAACUCUGUGAGAAAAUAGAGCAUCCAGAGAAAUCUGACAAAGAAACUUCCAGUGUUUACAAUACACCCGAAAGCUGUAGAAAGAUGCCAUUGAAUUUAGAGCAAUCUGCUGAUAGUUCUCUUCAACAAAUGGUUAGCAUUACCAAUAAAAAAAAUAUCAGGACUACCAUUGUAGCAAAACAGUUGUCAUCAAGGCAUAGUAACCAGGAGGCAACUCUUAAGAAAACCAAAGUUUCUGAGCAAAAUAAUUCAGCUGAAGACAAGGAAAUAAUUUUGGAAAUCAGCAAACCAACAAAGCAGGAAAAACCAAGCUCUGAGCACAUUCCUCACCUGUCCCCCUACCAUAGUUCUUCCUACAGGUAUGGGAAUAUACCUGCCCAUGCUAAGCGUUAUCAAAGCUAUAUGCAGCUGAUUCAACAAAGAGCUGCCUUGGAAUAUGCCCAAAGUCAGCUUAGCCUAGUGAACAUUUGCAAAGAGUCACAAAAGGGUACAGAGGCCAAAAUGGAAUGGAAAGUUAAAUUAAGGAGUGAUGGGACAAGGUAUAUCACAAAGAGACCAGUAAGAGACAGAAUCCUGAAGGAACGUGCCUUAAAGAUUAAAGAGGAGCGCAAUGGAAUGACUACUGAUGAUGAUACAGUGAGCGAAAUGAAAAUGGGUCAUUACUGGAGCAAAGAAGAGAGGAAGCAGCAUCUGGUGAAAGCCAAAGAGCAGAGGAGACGUUGGGAAUUCAUGAUGCGCAGUCAGCUGGAGUCUCUCAAAGAGAAUCCUCAAAGUGGCAGUGAGGCCAAAAAGGAAAUUAAUAUAAUUGAACUCAGUCACAAAAAGAUGAUGAAAAAGAGGAACAAGAAGAUUUUGGACAACUGGAUGACUAUCCAAGAACUUAUGACACAUGGUGCUAAAUCUCCAGAUGACACAAGUGUACACAAUGCUUUUUUAUCUGUUACUACUGUGUGAAUAUGGUAGUAGUUAUCUAUGUUUAGUAAUUAUGAUGUUCGGCAAAAAGCCCACUUUUGGUAGAAUAUAUUGCCUCAUUCAAGGUGGCAUUUUUAUAUAUUUGGCGGCUGUUAUAUUUGGGUCUUUUUGUAAGCAAAUUCUUUGGCAAUUUUACAUUUGCUCUCAUAUAAUACUAUUUUCUUUAACAGUAAUUUUACAACCUUUCUUUAUUCUGCAAUAUUUAUGUAAUAUUAAUUUCUAUUUAAAAACAAAAAUAAAAUAAUCAAAAAGAAGGAAUGGUUACUUUCAUACACAAUUUUAAAUACUGAUUAUUAAGAAUGUAGACCUUUCCUCUUAAUUUUGUUUUAUAAUGCUUUAUUAAAAUUAUAAUGCCAAACCAAAAUACUUUAUACCUUAUUUUUGCUUAUUGGCAUUUUAAUUUUUUAAACAUUAUAUGUUCGUAAUUACAUACCAUAUCUCUUCAUGAAAUUUAAUAACAUUUUGUCUAACAGCACAUUGUACAGCUAAAUUUAAUUUUUAAAUUGCAAUAGUCUUUGUCAGUGUAAAGUGUUGGUAAUGAAUUCCCUGUGAAAUGUAAUAGUUGUGUAACUAGAUAAUAUGUAGUAUUUGUGAAGAUCAUAGAAAAAAAAUAAAUUAUUUCAUCUCUUUAUGAAAAAUUAUCAAAGGCUGCUUUAAUUUUCAUUCCUUCUACAUGCGUAUUUAACAUUUUAUAUUAUAGUACAAAAUGUUUGAACAGAUAAAUAUCCAAUUAGGGAUAUAAUUCUUUAUACAACAAAAGAAUAUUGUAGUUGAAAAAUGGUUUAUAGAAGGCACAAUGAUCCAGUUUGCCUCUCCUAGCACCAACACCCACAUUGUUCUUUCAUCAAAGAAAAUGAUGAAUUGCAGAAUAGUUCCCCUUCCCCAUUCUCUCAAUUGCAAGAAUUUUCUCUUUUUGUAUGUCAAUAGAAGCAUGUAGACACUGAAAUAUUUCUUUCUUGCAUUUAAAAAUUGGCAUCAAAUUAAUUCAGGAUGAUAAGCAGUAGAUCAUUUGGUUUGUUUUUUGCAGUGAAUUGGUGCUUAAACUUGAUAUUGCAGUAUUUGCAUCU
Molecule: messenger RNA, 2810 nt
Organism: Crotalus tigris (Tiger rattlesnake)
Lineage: Eukaryota; Metazoa; Chordata; Lepidosauria; Squamata; Viperidae
Product: PDZ domain-containing RING finger protein 4-like
Exons: 2
Coding region: 1-1725 (574 amino acids)
Source: RefSeq, a predicted model, not a curated record